Messenger RNA from Paramacrobiotus metropolitanus, 3495 nucleotides. RefSeq names its product ral guanine nucleotide dissociation stimulator-like. The coding region runs from base 1167 to 3344 and encodes 725 amino acids. The transcript is spliced from 7 exons. The record is from RefSeq and is a predicted model, not a curated record. Gene Ontology annotation, cellular component: plasma membrane. Gene Ontology annotation, molecular function: guanyl-nucleotide exchange factor activity. Gene Ontology annotation, biological process: positive regulation of GTPase activity; Ras protein signal transduction. Lineage: Eukaryota; Metazoa; Tardigrada; Eutardigrada; Parachela; Macrobiotidae.
CCAAUUUUUUGGGACAGUUAAUCACAACGUCAGCGUACAAGCCGACUAGAAUUUCAAGUUAGCGGUUCUGUUAAAUGAUCAUGAGUAAUAGCGAAUAUAGACACCAUCGGCGACGGCUGCAAACGUGGUAUACGCCCUACGGAAAACCGUUCAAAGCAACUGGCCGAACAGCUGUGGACAAAUAAUUGACGAGCGGUGCAAAUGCAUUUGCAGCGCGCGGGUGAAAGUCUGCACUCUGCAGUUCGUCACUUCGUAUGCGUGUUUCACAUUCAAAUAAUCGUGAUCGCGUAAGCAUGAGAAAAAGCUGACGAGAAGAAAAAUGUUUUCGAUGAAACGCGGCUAUGAGUAACACGGGUAAUAUUUGUAACUUUUACUCUUUAAGCAAUAUACAUCUUGGCCAUCAAUUUCGGCAUUUUUCAAUUUCUCAAAAAGUAUAAUCGUUUAUCAUAAUCACCCCUAGCUGGCAGUGCAUACAUUACCCGAUCAAUGUACACAUCUGCAUUUCCGUUUUGACCGAUAAAUCAUUCAAAUUCAACGGCGGCAGUUCUUCAUUUCUUUGGUGCACGUUAUAGCUGCGUGGUAAUUAUUUAUUUGCUGGUUGUGUGUGCAUGUGUAUGUACUGUGUACCUUUGGAAUCACACGAUAUCGUAUCAAGUUCAGCCAUCCCCCGCAUUUGCACCUGACAGUGACAGCAGCAUGUUCACCGCAUUAUCAUCGUGGACAUUCCAGGUGGCCAGGAUAAUUUUGUAAUUUUUGUUCCCCCGUUGCAGGCGUUCGCAGUGUGAUAGUAUUCAUUGGUCUUAUCGCAUUAUCUGCACCCAGUCUGACGGACGGGACAACAUUUCUGCCGUGCUGUGCACAUUCCGAUGUAGUGCGAUUUCGGGAGAAUAUUCCGUUCGUCAGCAUAUUUUACGGACAUCUGAAUGAUCUGAUAUUCAUUGUAUUAAUUGACAGAUCGCGAUUACACGGCUGCAUUACAUUUACAUAUGUACAAUUAGUUUAAACACCAUUGCGGCGACAUUGCGUUAUUUACGUAUAUCGUGCAGCGCAACCCAACCCAAAGUUCUGCAUUGUGCCGUGUAUUGGGUGCGUUGCCUGCUGGAUUAACAAUCUGCUGCACCGAUCUGGACUAAACGGAAGUCAUCCCGUGAUUUUCGGCCAUAUCGAUGCAGGUCGCGUCUAAUUUGUCUGUGGCGGCUCGUAAACCGCCGGAACAGCAUGCCGACAAUCGGCGUUACUGGAUGGAUGAGGAGGAGGAGGACGCAGUCUACAGCGUAUUCUUGAAGAAAGUCCGCUACGCGCAGAGCAACGGAGCCAGUUUGACAUCCGACGACAAUAUCCACGGCAGUGUCUCGUACAUGGAAUGGCAAACGAUCAAAGUGCGCUUAUUAAAAGCCGGCACGAUGGAGCGCAUUAUGCAGGCGCUGAUCAACAGUGAGUAUGAAUUGGAAUCCAGCCAUGUCAACAUUUUCUUGGACACAUACCGUGAGUUCACCACGCCGGAAGUCGUUGUCGAGUAUUUACUGCGGAAUCUAUCCGCCGCCUACGGCACACCGCUGGAACGACCGACCAAACAGCUGCUCGUGAUGCUGUUCGACAAUCAUCCCGAGGAUUUCCCCGAAGCUGACGCCGACCCCGCGGUCAUCGCGGUACAGGAACACGCGGAGAAAUUCGGGGAUCUGGAUCUGAAGACGCGGAUCAAUCAGUGGAUUGUCAAACAGGAACGCUCCGCGCUACCUAAUGAAGAAGUGUUGGAAUGGAUCCGGGAAACACUGCUGCCGGUCAGCGAUGUCCCGGUAUGCCCGGCUAGCCCGUCCGACAGUCCGCCGGCGGAGGAUCUACUGAAUUAUAGUGAUAAGUUGAUUGCUGGUCAGUUGACCUUAGUGGACGCGGUAUUACUACGGCGUCUAUUGCCGCAUCAGUGUCUGGCGCAAGAACGCGCCCGCAACGCCUCCCGCCGGUCGAUGGACAGUGUCCAGGCCACGAUCUGCCAUUUCAACGCCAUAUGCGCCCGUGUACAGUCCAGUCUGCUGGGUGAUCUGGCCAUGACGGCGUCACUGCGACUCCGCCUGCUAAUUAAGUGGAUCGAUAUUGCACACUGUCUGCUGGUGAUGAGAAAUUUCUCCUCAUUGAACGCCGUCAUCUCCGCACUGCAGGCUGAACCCGUUUUCCGGCUGGAGAAGCUCUGGGCCUCGUUGCCGGUAGAGAAGCUGCAGCGGUUCAGAGAGUUAACGGGAAUCUUCACGGUACGCAAUGAACUCCAGCCGGGCGUAGCGUCGGCGCAUGUGCCAGCUGCGAUUACGCGCAAUUACAUGACGGUUACGCGGGAUCCGACGGUGUGCGGAAAACCAUCAGCGAAGAACAUCGGACAUCGCCGAUCUUACAGCGAUAAUCCUGGAAAUGUGCAUGGUGUGGUACCGUAUUUGGGGAAAUUUCUAACGGAUCUGGUAAUGCUGGACACCGCACUGCCGGAUUAUGUCAGUCAUCGUUCAGGCUCACAACAGCGUCUGAUCAACUUCGAUAAACGGCGGAAGGAAUUCGAGAUUCUAGCCCACAUCCGCUGGUUCCAGUCGGCUGCGGCCUCUUACCAAAUCGCACCGCAUGAUCAUUUCCGCUUUUGGUUCUACAAAUCACUGCGCGUGCUCGACAGCGAAGAAUGCUUUAGCAACUCUUUCCUGAUCGAAGCACCGGCUCCCGUAUCCCGUUCGACAUCGGAAGUCUCCAGCGCCAGCGAGGGAAGUCAGCCGAAAUCACGGUCCAUGUUGAUGAACGGCCUGAGUACCCUCAAACGCAUGGUCUCUCAGGAGAAUCUGCUGAAUGCGCCAUUUCUAGUCACGCGCAAAAACUCAAUUUCCUCCAGUCAGUCGCUGGACUACCGGCGCGCCACCAGUGCCGGCAGUGCACCCGAGAAGUCACCCUAUGUGUCGGAUACCUUCUGCAUUCUGAAGAUCAGUCUGGAUGCCGGGAGUGGCGGCGGUAGUGUCUUCUACGGCGGCGUGAAUCUGUACAAGAGUGUCCUGGUCAAUGACAAUGAAAAGACAUUGGCCGUCAUUCGGCAGGCCCUCGACAAGCAAGACCGCCAACAGGAUGAGCCGGCUAGUUAUGACCUUGUGCAGGUGCUGUCACGAGGGGAAGAAUUCGUGAUACCGGCAGAUGCCACGGUAUUCUAUGCAAUCAACUCAGCCGAAAGCGACUUGAGAUUUAUAUUACGACGCAAGAUCGUCACCCUUCCUCCGAAAUUUGCCCAUGCCACUUUGCCGAAAAGUUCCUCUAUGACCCGAUCAUCGAAAGCCACAAGGAACAACUUCAAGAAGUGGUCAAUAAAAACCAUCACACGUUGUUGAUAACACAAUUACUGCUGCCUUUCUGAAAAAUUUUACCUGCAAAUUUUUCUUUGUACAGUAAAUUAAAUUUAAGUAUUUUUUGUUAUGUUAAUCAUGCUGCAAAAGACGUAAUAACACUGAGAGCAAUAAAGCUGUGUAUUUGAAACUGUGA